UUUUUUCCUUUCAAUGGGUCUCAGAAGAGCGAAAGGAAACGAAACGAAAGGAAAAGGCAGGGAUUGCGGUGUCAUUGGCUACCGCCGUGUGCUCCUAUCCCCCCACCCAUCCCCAAGGUGGGGCUUUUGAACGAAUGCCCCUCUCUCGUCUUGGGGGCUCCGCUCCUCCUCCUCUUCGUCGUCGUCUUCUUCUUCCUCACUCACUCCCGUGUCCACCAGGCAGGCAGCUCGGAUUUCGCACUCCGGGCUCAUAGAUUUUGGGUUUCAACCACGACUGGCUGACUGACUACUGGCUGAGUGAGUGAGUGAGUGAGUGAGUGAGUUGUGAAUCUAUAUCUCAUUGGCAUUUUGGAGUGGAGUGGAGUGUGGUGGGUGGGUGGGUGAGUGAGUGAGCGAGUGAGUGCAAGGAACCCUCCUGCAGUGUUGCGCCAUGGCCGUCGUGGCGAAGGCAGCCUCCUUCUUACCUGCGGUUGGUUUUUCUCGCAGUCGAGAGCCGUCUUGUAGCGUGAGAUCUGGGUCUGCUCUGUGCUUGCGUGCUGGGGUGCGUCGGAAGAACCUCAAGCAAUUCGGUGGGAAGGUGUCAUGUGGGGCGUUACUGAAGGCUAGCUCGUUUAGCGCGGCCUCGUCGUCUUUCCAAGGCCGCCUGUUUCUGGUCGUCACAUGUCCAUCAGACAAAGCCGGGAAGGGAACCAAAAACACUGGAGUUCAAGCGUCCUUACUGGGAGUUGGCGCGCCGGAAGCUUUGGUGAUUGGUGUUGUGGCAUUGCUCGUGUUCGGUCCUAAAGGACUUGCAGAGGUUGCACGCACCUUGGGCAAGACGUUGCGGGGAUUCCAACCGGCAAUAAAGGAGCUCCAGGAAGUUUCCAGGGAGUUUAAGGCUACUUUGGAGCAAGAGAUAGGUCUAGAUGAGUUGCGUAACACCUCCUACGAUUCUCCACCAACUUCAUCUCCUUCGCGUCCACCUUCAUCAACGUCGGCUUCUUCAGUUUCAUCAACACCCUCCACCAUUGCUGCGACUGAAGCACCUGCAGUGGCACCCAAGUCAGAGGAGGCCCCAGUUCAACCUAAGCCUUACACAACGGACGAUUAUAUGAGGCUUACGGAGGAGCAAACCCAGUCUCUUGUUUUAGAGGAAAUGCGCAAAGCCUCUGAAGCUGCUGCUUGGGAAGGCUCUCCCCCUGUCAAGCCUGUUGCAGAGACUUCAAUCGAAGAGCAAUCUCAGAGUUCUGCAAGUGCAAAUGUCGAUGAGAGCACUGGCGCAACGUCGGUGGGAAGCACACCGACUAAACCGUUAGAAUGAACUUAGUGACAGUGGCAGCCCGAAGCUUUGGAUGUACUUGUACCGUCAUGAAAUUCUUCUCCAGAUGUAGUGAUUCGAGCCCUUGAUGUACCGUAUUGAGUUGUGUAUUAAUUCGGCUAUAAUUCAACCAUGUCAUGUUACUGCGCCA
Messenger RNA from Physcomitrium patens, 1448 nucleotides. RefSeq lists its product as uncharacterized. Gene Ontology annotation, biological process: protein transport by the Tat complex. NCBI's taxonomy places the organism in Eukaryota, Viridiplantae, Streptophyta, Bryopsida, Funariales, Funariaceae. Gene Ontology annotation, cellular component: membrane. The record is from RefSeq and is a predicted model, not a curated record.